Penicillium argentinense is the source of this 351-nucleotide messenger RNA. RefSeq names its product Protein kinase-like domain. Lineage: Eukaryota; Fungi; Ascomycota; Eurotiomycetes; Eurotiales; Aspergillaceae. The record is from RefSeq and is a predicted model, not a curated record. The transcript has a single exon. The coding region runs from base 1 to 351 and encodes 116 amino acids.
AUGGCUGUUGAAGCGCCAAAGAUCCUGGAGGUGGGAAGCAAGGCAUGGCUAGGUCCCGAUGAAUACGAGGAUGACAGCGAAUUUCAUGUCCGCGGAACGAAAUUCCUGGCUGGGGUCAAUUGGGGGAAACUGACCGAAAUAUGCUCGAAGCAUCGACAUGGACCGCCAUCUAUUCUCGAAAAGAAGUUCUCUGUAGGGCACUUCAACAUGGCCCGGCGAGUCGUCUUUGAGAAUGGAAUGUCGUGGAUUGCCCGUCUCCGAAUGCAAGACCUGGAAGAUGCCACAGAGCCAUACCGAGAUGUACAGGGCAGAAUGUCUUUCGAGUUAGCAUGGAUGAGUUAUUUGAAGUAA